AAAAAACGGAAGUAGUGCACUUUCAGUCUCACUUUACACGUGUCGAUGAGCAAGUUGCACUUGAAAAAUGUCUGCAGAAAAAGAGGAAACCGUGUUGUGCUUUUUUAUCAACGGAAAAAAGGUCACCGAGAACCAUGCAGACCCUGAGACGAUGCUGUUAUCCUUCCUCAGGGAGAAGCUUAGGUUGACUGGCACCAAGUAUGGCUGCGGUGGUGGAGGGUGCGGGGCCUGCACGGUUAUGGUGUCGCGCUAUCAACCUUCCACCAAAACCAUCACACAUUUUUCAGCCAACGCCUGCCUCCUGCCUCUAUGCCAGCUCCACGGAGCUGCUGUCACCACGGUGGAGGGCGUCGGCAGCACCACAACCCGGAUCCAUCCUGUACAGGAGCGGAUAGCAAAGGCUCAUGGCUCCCAGUGCGGCUUCUGCACCCCAGGCAUGGUGAUGUCCAUGUACACCCUGCUGAGGAACAGACCACAGCCCACCAUGGAAGACAUCACCCAGGCUCUGGCUGGUAAUCUGUGUCGCUGUACUGGAUAUCGGCCCAUUGUUGAUGGAUGCAGAACUUUCUGUCAGGAAACAAACUGUUGCCAAACUAAUGGUGUCGGAAACUGUUGCCUCGACGAAGAAAAUAAUAAAGAACCAAAGAAAGAAAAGUCACAGUUGUUUGAUAAAAAUGACUUCCUCCCACUGGACCCAACACAGGAGAUAAUCUUCCCUCCAGAACUGAUUCUAAUGGCAGAGACUGUGCGCCCUCAAACGCUUACCUUUCAGGGUGAGAGGAUGACCUGGAUGUGCCCUGUCACACUGGAGGAGCUUGUCAGGAUGAAGGCCACUAACCCAAAGGCUCCACUGGUCAUGGGAAACACCAACAUAGGUCCAGAUAUAAAGUUCAAAGGUGUCCUGCAUCCACUGAUAAUAUCGCCAGUUAGAGUCAAGGAAUUGUUCGAGGUCACCCACACUCCUCAUGGUGUUUGGGUUGGAGCCGGCUGCAGCCUGUCAGAGGUUCUAUGUCUUUUGGAGAAAUUGGUUCCCCAGUUUCCAGAGUGGAAGACUGAACUUUUCAAAGCCCUGAUCCAUCAGCUAAGAAACCUGGGAAGCCAACAGAUCCGCAACGUUGCCUCUCUUGGAGGCAACAUUGUAAGUGCAUACCCCAAUUCAGACCUUAACCCUGUCCUGGCUGCUGGGAACUGCAAAAUGAGCGUCAUCUCAAAUGCCGGAACAAGAGAGGUGCCCUUGGAUCAAAAGUUCUUCGUAGGCUUUGGAAAAACUGUCCUGAACCCAGAAGAGAUAGUUGUGUCAGUCUUCAUUCCCUUUUCCAGAGAGGGUGAGUUUGUCCGUGCGCUCCGCCAGGCUCCAAGAAAGGAGAGCUGCUUUGCCACCGUGACUACGGGGAUGAGAGUGUUUUUCUCCAGCAGAUCCAGAGUGGUGCAGGAGGUCAGUAUUUACUAUGGAGGAAUGGGACCAACAACUGUCAGUGCCACCAAGACCUGUGCUGCUCUCAUCACAAGGCCAUGGGAUGAGGAGACCCUUAGCCGGGCCUAUGAUGUCCUUCUAGAAGAGUUAACUCUUCCUCCUUCAGCUCCUGGUGGAAAGGUGGAGUUUCGACGAUCCCUGACGCUAAGCUUCCUCUUCAAAUUUAACCUGGAGGUCCUGCAGAAGCUCAGAGAAAUGAACGUGAUUACAGAUGAGCUUUCUGAGAAGAAUCACAUUCAGCCUUUACCCAGAGAAAUCCAGCACAGCCUGCAGGAGUUCCAGCAUGUGUCGAAGGAUCAGAGCACCCAGGACCCCGUAGGGCGUCCUAUCAUGCAUCGCUCUGCCAUCAGCCAUGCCACAGGUGAAGCCAUGUACUGUGAUGACAUUCCACAAAUGGACAGGGAGCUCUUCCUGGUUCUGGUCACCAGCUCCCAAGCACACGCUAAGAUUGUGAGUUUGGACGUCAGUGAGGCUCUGCAGCUUCCUGGUGUUGUUGAUGUCAUCACAGCUGAAGAUAUUCCUGGGAAGAAAGUCCGGACAAUGACUGGUUAUCCAGAGGAGCUGCUUGCUGCCACAGAGGUGCGUGCCUGCGUGCGUGUGCCCAUUUGUAUUUCACGUGUGGACAUGCACAAUCAGUUUCAUAGCUGCUGUUGUCUGCAGGUGUCGUGCAUCGGCCAGAUGUUAUGUGCCGUGGUUGCUAAUACCAGAGCACAGGCUAAACGAGGAGCGUCUGCCGUGAAGAUCAGUUACAAAAAACUGCCAGACCCCAUCUUCACUGUAGAAGAGGCCAUUGAAAAGUCAUCUUUCUUUGAGCCCCGAAGGAUAAUUGAAAAAGGAAAUGUAACUGAGGCAUUUAAAAGUGUUGAUCAAGUUUAUGAAGGAGAGAUUCGACUGGGCGGCCAGGAGCAUUUCUACAUGGAGACUCAGAGCAUGUUAGUUGUUCCCGUUGGCGAAGAGAAGGAGUUCAACGUUUACGUCUCCACUCAAGCUCCUUCUUUUGUCCAGGAUGCAGUUGCAGAGACACUAAACAUCGCAUCCAAUAGAGUGACCUGUCAUGUCAAAAGGAUCGGUGGAGGAUUUGGGGGGAAAGUAACCAAAACUGCUAUUCUGACUUCGAUCACUGCUGUGGCUGCGUGGAAGACCAGUCGACCAGUUCGCUGUGUCCUAGAACGAGGUGAUGACAUGUUGAUUUCAGGAGGGCGUCAUCCUGUCCUGGGAAAAUACAAGGUGGGCUUCAUGAACGACGGGAGAAUCCUGGCCGCAGAUUUACAGUACUACGCCAAUGCUGGUAAUGCUGAGGAUGAGUCUGUUCUGAUAGCAGAGAAAAUCGUCCUUCACAUGGACAAUGCCUACAACAUUCCAAAUCUGCGAGGCCAAGCGGCCGCCUGUAGGACCAACCUGCCCUCCAACACCGCCUUCCGGGGCUUCGGCGUGCCCCAGAGCCUCUUUGUGGUGGAGAACAUGAUCAAUGAUGUGGCCUUGGUUCUGGGAUGUCCCUCACACCAGAUUCGAGAGAUCAACAUGUACAGAGGGCCGUCCGUCACCCACUACAAUUUCAAAUUCAGUCCAGAGAACUUGCAGCGCUGCUGGGAGGAAUGUAAGCUCAAAUCUGACUACAGUGCCCGCUGCAAAGCUGUGGACCAGUUCAACCAGCAGAACCGCUGGAAGAAGAGAGGAAUGUCCAUGAUCCCCAUCAAAUAUGGCAUUGCAUUCUCAGAAGGCUUUUUAAAUCAGGCUGCCGCUCUAGUCCACGUCUAUAAAGAUGGUUCUGUUCUGGUUACUCAUGGUGGGAUAGAGAUGGGUCAGGGGAUCCACACAAAGAUGCAACAGGUGGCAAGUCGGGAGCUUAAUGUCCCAACCUCUAAGAUUUACAUCAGUGAAACCAGCACCAACACUGUUCCCAACACCUGCCCCUCCGCUGCCUCCUUCGGCACUGAUGCCAACGGCGCUGCAGUCAAGAAUGCCUGUGAGAUUCUGUACCAGCGACUGGAGCCAAUAAGGCAGAAGAAUCCCAAAGGAUCAUGGGAACAAUGGGUCAAGGCAGCGUUUUUUGCGAAAAUCAGUUUAUCGGCCACUGGGUUUUACAGAGGUCCAGACCUUUACAUGGACUGGGACAAGAUGGAGGGUCAGCCUUACGCUUACUUCACAUAUGGAGUCUGUUGUUCUGAGGUGGAGCUGGACUGCCUGACUGGAGACAACAGGACGGUGAGGACAGACAUUGUGAUGGACAUUGGCAGAAGUGUGAACCCAUGCGUGGAUAUUGGCCAAAUCGAAGGGUCUUUCAUGCAGGGUUUGGGGCUCUACACUCUGGAAGAAUUGAAGUUUUCCCCUUCUGGGCUUCUGUACACUCGAGGUCCAUCUCAAUAUAAGACGCCCGCAAUCUGCGAUGUGCCACUUCAAUUCAACGUGUACCUGCUGCCUGACACUGACAAUCCUAACGCUAUCUACUCCUCCAAGGGUAUUGGCGAACCAGUUUUGUUCCUGGGCAGUUCCGUGUUUUUUGCCAUCAAAGAUGCUGUGGCUGCAGCUCGUUCAGACUCCGGUCUAAUGGGGCCAUUUCCCCUGCACAGCCCAGCGACACCAGAGAGGGCCAGUCUGGCUUGUGCCUCUCCUUUCACUCAAAAGGUUCCUGUGAGUAACCCAGGAUCAUUCACACCCUGGGCGUUAAACAUCUAAAGCUGAAGCCUCUGUUAUAACCGCUAUGAUAUAAUAGAAUGUCUACAAGGUCUAAAUAUAACUUACAGAAGUUAUCCCACUGAUCCUUUACUAACAAUCGAGGCUUUUGAUUGGUGCACACUUAUUCACACACCUUGAUCUUAUAUAAUAUGAAAUGAAUGCAUGAUAAUAACCACUUGAUUUUACAUUUGGUUGAUUUCUGUGAAUGAUUGAGUUUGUAUUUCUGUACCACUAUGUGAUUAUUAGUAGUAACUCAAAAGAUAAUAAAUACUUCAUAUUGAU
This is a messenger RNA of Betta splendens (Siamese fighting fish), 4432 nucleotides long. It is a transcript of the gene aox6, whose product is annotated as aldehyde oxidase 6. The record is from RefSeq and is a predicted model, not a curated record. The transcript is spliced from 34 exons. The coding region runs from base 68 to 4150 and encodes 1360 amino acids. Gene Ontology annotation, molecular function: FAD binding; molybdopterin cofactor binding; xanthine dehydrogenase activity. NCBI's taxonomy places the organism in Eukaryota, Metazoa, Chordata, Actinopteri, Anabantiformes, Osphronemidae.